Molecule: messenger RNA, 1560 nt
Organism: Corythoichthys intestinalis (scribbled pipefish)
Lineage: Eukaryota; Metazoa; Chordata; Actinopteri; Syngnathiformes; Syngnathidae
Product: ADP-ribosylation factor 1
Exons: 5
Coding region: 175-720 (181 amino acids)
Biological process (GO): vesicle-mediated transport; intracellular protein transport
Cellular component (GO): cytoplasm; plasma membrane
Molecular function (GO): GTPase activity; GTP binding
Source: RefSeq, a predicted model, not a curated record
AGGCGGGUUUGGAGCGACACUUCGCACGCUGCGAUUGGCUCCUGCCUGAUAGUAGGAGGUUACUCUGCGCCGGCGUCCACCCGGCUGCGCAAGAAGCCAUUUUGAAGUAACGGCCAAUAUAACGGAAGAUAACGUAAACAUCCACAAACGAGCCUUCGAAAAAGAGUCGUCGCCAUGGGGAAUAUGUUCGCCACCGUUUUCAAGGGCCUGUUUGGCAAGAAGGAGAUGAGGAUCCUGAUGGUGGGACUGGACGCCGCGGGGAAGACCACCAUCCUCUACAAGCUGAAGCUCGGAGAAAUAGUCACUACCAUUCCCACCAUUGGUUUUAACGUGGAGACGGUAGAAUACAAGAACAUCAGUUUCACUGUGUGGGACGUGGGCGGUCAGGACAAAAUCAGGCCGCUGUGGCGCCACUACUUCCAGAACACUCAAGGUCUCAUCUUCGUGGUGGACAGCAACGACCGGGAGCGUGUCAAUGAGGCGCGGGAGGAGCUCUCCCGAAUGUUGUCGGAGGAUGAGCUGCGAGAAGCCGUUCUUCUGGUGUUCGCCAACAAACAGGACCUGCCGAACGCCAUGAACGCGGCGGAGAUCACAGACAAGCUGGGCCUGCACUCCCUGCGCCAGCGCAGCUGGUACAUCCAAGCCACGUGCGCCACCAGCGGCGACGGCCUCUACGAGGGCCUCGACUGGCUCUCCAAUCAGCUCAGGAACCAGAAAUGAGCGUUCGCCGCCGACGCGCUCCCCCGACCGACCGACACGUCUUUGUUGUUUCUUUGUUCUCUCCCCACGUGGCGCAGCCCCACUUUUGGGCUCCGCGCGACCGCCCCCAAUCCCCGCCCUAUUUCCUCCCCUCCUCCUCCUCACUCGUCUCGGGGGUCGCCGUGGGCUGGGACGGGAAGAACGCUGGCGUGCCUUUUUACACCUGUGCGGCUCCCCAAACUCCCUCUCGGUCUGCCCCGCCCCCACCCAGAGGAAGCAUGGUUUUCAUGGCCCCGGCCCCCGACUGUAUUACAGCACCAAUCGCUAGAUGUCAUUUCACUCCCGUAAGAAGCAUUUAACCUGUAUCAGGUCACUGUCGACACCCCGCUACCCUUUCUCCCUUCCUUCCUCCCUCCUUCCUGUCAAGCUGUCAAUCAUGAAAAACAUGCUGUCUCUGAACCCGUGCCCCCGCCCACCCCUCACAGCACAAGGCGCGUUUGCGGGAGGAGUCCGGCGCGGACUCGACGAGACUUUGUGACGAGCUUCGUUGUCAAAACGUUUUUCUUCUUCUUCUCGCUGUCACUCGAUCUUGAUUCUAUUUGUACUUUUGACUGCGCAAACAACCAAAAGCAUCCCCGGCAGUUUCCACGUCAUCCGCAAAAAAAGAAAAGCAAAGGAAGAGCGUCCGGCAGCUGGGACGGCACGUCCGGACACCCUACAAGAUGGCCGCGCGCGCGCGCCACCCGGGCAGCGAGCGAAGGUGGCGACCGCCGCCAUGAUUGUAAAUGUGUAAACUGUUUGUGUGGGCUUCCCUGAUUACGCAAGAAGAAAAUAAAACAAUUUGAUUUCCCCCCCCAAAAA